AUGGUAGACAACAGGUACACUCUUCGCCGCUCCCUCGGAUUCCACACAAUUCGUAACCGCGUCGCUCCAGUUCGUACACCAGGCAACAAGCUUGUCGCACACUACAUUGCUAAGCGCCAGAAUGGCCCACACUGCGCCGAGACAGGCAAGCGCAUCAACGGCAUCAAGUGCGUCAAGACAUGCGAGCUCCGCCGCAUGAAGAAGAACCAGAGAACAGUUUCUCGCCCAUAUGGUGGCGUUUACUGCGGCUCUGUUGUCAAAGACCGUAUCAUCAACGCUUUCAUGGAAGAGGAAGCUCGUGCCGCCCAGGAGCGUAAGAUGGCUAAUGAACAGAAGAAGAAGGGCAAGUAA
This is a messenger RNA of Trichomonas vaginalis G3, 351 nucleotides long. Its product is annotated as structural constituent of ribosome. The record is from RefSeq and is a predicted model, not a curated record. The coding region runs from base 1 to 351 and encodes 116 amino acids. The transcript has a single exon. Gene Ontology annotation, molecular function: structural constituent of ribosome. Gene Ontology annotation, cellular component: ribosome; cytosolic large ribosomal subunit. Gene Ontology annotation, biological process: ribosome biogenesis; translation. NCBI's taxonomy places the organism in Eukaryota, Parabasalia, Trichomonadida, Trichomonadidae.